AGACUCAGAUUGGGUAAGACAUUUGGAGUGUUCUUCAGGUCCCUCCAUUAUGAUCUCUUGGCCAACCAUCUACCAUGUUCUUGAAGAAACAGUUCCCUUGUAUGUAGCUAUGAUAGUGGCCUACCUAUCCAUACAAUGGUGGAAGCUAUUCACCCCAGAGCAGUGCUCUGGUAUCAACAAGUUUGUGGCAAAGUUUUCCAUUCCUUUACUCUCUUUCCAGAUCCUCUCUACAAACAAUCCUUACAACAUGAACCUAAAGCUCAUAUUCUCAGACAUCCUACAGAAAUCGCUCUCCUUACUGGGGUUUGCAGUUAUCUCUAAAGCAUGUUGCAAGGAGAAGUUUGAUUGGCUGAUUACAGGGUUUUCUUUAUCAACACUGCCAAAUACCUUGAUUGUUGGAAUCCCAUUGCUGAAAGGAAUGUAUGGGGAUGAAGCUGUGAAGCUGCUAAGUCAGAUAGUUGCCUUACAAAGCCUAAUUUGGUACACACUUCUGCUGUUUCUGUUUGAGUUUCGGGCUGCUAGAGGAAUGGCUAUCACAACAUCAUCUGAAACUACAAAUGAAGCAGAAUCAGGGACUACAGGACCUAUGCAGCAAAGACACGAAGAGGGACAAGAAAAAAGAGUAUCGGCAAGAUGUUAUGGUGCUUUUCAGUUUUUACUGGUGGUCGGUAAGAAGCUAGUGACAAAUCCCAACAUGUAUGCAAGCCUAAUCGGCCUAAUCUGGGCACUGAUCAGCUUCAGGUGGCGAAUACAGUUACCAUCAAUUGUUAACAAUUCCAUAAGAAUACUUUCAGAUGGAGGGCUAGGGAUGGCAAUGUUCAGCUUAGGACUUUUCACUGCCCUACAAACUAAAAUUGUGGCCUGUGGGACCAAAAAAAUGCUACUAUCACUAGGCAUCAGAUUCUUCCUAGGACCAGCCUUGAUGGUGGUCUCUUCCUAUGCAAUCGGGAUGCGUGGAACUUUGCUGAAGGUGGCCAUAAUACAGGCAGCUCUACCUCAAGGAAUAGUGCCAUUUGUGUUUGCCAAAGAGUACAAUGUGCAUGCAGAUAUUCUGAGCACUGCGAUAAUUCUCGGAAUGAUAGUUGCGGUUCCGGUGGCCCUGGGUUACUACUUUGUCAUGGAUCAUCCCAGACUCUAACCACCCCGCAUUUGCAGAAAGGAUUAGAAAUUCAAAUAUUUUCAUAUCGCUGACGUGCUUGUGAUAUAUUUGUGUGGAUGCUGUAUAGAUCCGUGUUAGUUUACCCAAGCUAAUGAUAAAAACCAGCUGCUUGGAUCCGUGAA
This is a messenger RNA of Sorghum bicolor (sorghum), 1281 nucleotides long. Its product is annotated as probable auxin efflux carrier component 8. The record is from RefSeq and is a predicted model, not a curated record. Lineage: Eukaryota; Viridiplantae; Streptophyta; Magnoliopsida; Poales; Poaceae. The transcript has 6 exons. Gene Ontology annotation, molecular function: auxin efflux transmembrane transporter activity. Gene Ontology annotation, cellular component: endoplasmic reticulum; plasma membrane. Gene Ontology annotation, biological process: auxin polar transport; auxin export across the plasma membrane. The coding region runs from base 50 to 1138 and encodes 362 amino acids.